Molecule: messenger RNA, 474 nt
Organism: Benincasa hispida (wax gourd)
Lineage: Eukaryota; Viridiplantae; Streptophyta; Magnoliopsida; Cucurbitales; Cucurbitaceae
Gene: HP6
Product: histidine phosphotransfer protein 6
Biological process (GO): cytokinin-activated signaling pathway; phosphorelay signal transduction system; phosphorylation
Cellular component (GO): nucleus; cytoplasm
Molecular function (GO): protein histidine kinase binding; histidine phosphotransfer kinase activity
Source: RefSeq, a predicted model, not a curated record
AUGCUUGGCUUCGGGCCCGACAGGUUGCGAGCCGAUAUGAAUCGUUUACUUGCCUUACUCUUCCAUCAAGGAGUAUUGGACGAGCAAUUCUUACAACUACAACAACUCCAAGAUGAGAGCUCUCCAAAUUUUGUAUCAGAAGUGGUCAACAUUUACUUUCAAGAGUCAGAGAGAUUGUUGAAAAACCUCAGAGCAUUAUUAAUUGACAGAGAUUUAACAGACUACAAAAAAAUGGGAAACCAUUUGAAUCAGUUGAUGGGGAGCAGUUCAAGCAUAGGAGCCAACAGAGUCAGAAAUGUUUGCAUUGCAUUUCGAGCCAAUUCUGAACAAAACAACCGUGCUGGUUGUUUGAGAGCAUUGGAAGUUCUUGAACAUGAGUAUUGUUAUUUAAAGGGCAAACUUCACGAGCUGUUUCAGAUAGAGCAGCAAAGAGUUUUGGGUGCAGGAGUUAGGUACCCAAUGCAGCAGAAUUGA